AUGACAAAUACAUCAUCAACGCAAGCAACUGCUGCUGCGGCUGCCGCUCUCGCUGCUUCAACACCUACAUCCAGUGGUAGAAGACCAAGGACUGUCAAUUUCACUUUUGGUGGGCCAGUGCCGUCUCAAAAUCUUAUUCACAAACUAUCCUCUGAGUCUUGCUCAUCUUCGAAAACAACAAAAGCAUUACGGGAUUUCCAUAAAAAGCAGGACAUGCAGAAGGGUGCAGUUCAAGGGAAAGGAGAGUUGAAUGAUAAGUGGGGCAAUGAUGUUAUCUCAUCCCCACUAAACGAUGAGGAUAUCACAUUAGAUGACCUUUUGAAAGAUGAUCCUAUUAGUGAGUACAUUGAUAGCAUGGAGACGCCUGCUUCCAGCCACAAUCGGACAACUGACAUCUCCAAAAUGAGGCAGAACUAUCAGGGUGACAUGAGCUUAAAGAUUGACGAUGUUUUCCGUGGUUCAACGCAAAUGUUCCCAAAUAAUUCGCUUCAAGUACCACAAACCGUAUCGAUGGCCUCGGAUUCAGUGUAUUCGAACACUAAUUUCAACAGUUCCAAUGCUACUUUGGUUGACAAAAAGGCUGUCCCAAGUCCAUUACAUCUUAGGGGCAAUAGCUUCGACAUGUCUGAUCAAGUUGUUCCUCCUAGUUUUCCCAAAAGUGAUGCUUUCGAUACUGAGUUAAACGCGCAACCUCAAAUAUAUAUGAAUGAUGAAAGAUCCCCUGAGCAAUAUGCAGUCCCGCCAGCCGGUAGCAGUAACGUUAACCUGCAAGAUGGAAAUUCGUUAACUGCAUUUUCGACUUCUAAUGUUUCGCAGCUGGAUGGAUUUGCAAAUCCACUUCAAGUUGAUGAAUCUAUGUUGGCAAGCCCUGGAGAUUCUGCUGCACUUUCUAAAAACGGUGUAUUCCACAGAAGUUUUUCAUCAUCAACAUCUGCCUCCAAUACGUCUCUUUCAUCAGCAUCUUUCAUCCAUGGUAGCGGCUUCUUUCAAGGUCCAAGCAUGUUCUCUCCUAACUCAUCUGCCGUUGGCCUUGAGUUGUCUCCAUCUUCUUCGUUGAUAGGAAUGAAUUCAGCAUCUCCUAUUCACCAGUUACGUCAUGUAUCCAGUGUUGAAAAGUUUAGGAAUCCUAGGAAGAAAGGAACACUUAGAAGACGAAUUCGAAGUAGACAUCCGUCGGGACGGGAGCAAAGAAAGGUAUUAUCAGAAAAGCAAAUGGCAACGGCUGCAGCUGCAGCUGCAACUACAUCUAACCAUCAGAAUAUUCCACGUCGAUCAAAUGCACCUGCAAUGAUAACUGCAGCUGCCGCGAAUGCCACAAAAAGAUAUAGAGCUGUUCAGAAGCUUAAAAAUACUCAAAAGCAGAAUAACAGGUCUAUAUCGUUCAUGUAUGUCAAGCCCACUACAUCUGGCAUGAGUGAUGGGCAAAAUCACAGUUCAGGGCAAGAUGUUUUUUCAACUCCUAGAAAAAAAACACCCAAGAACUGUGGAAUGGGACAGGAUGUUAUUAUGUAUACACCAAAGAAGUUUGUUAACCAUCAAAUCUGCCGUCUAAAUACUGUGUCUCCAAAAGAGCCGUCGAAUUCUUCAGCUGGAAGAUCUGAAAAGGAUUCAGAUAAAAGUACGUCUUCGUCGAACUCAACCGUUAAAUUGCAUUCUCCUGACACUCGCAAGAAGACAAGAGUUCCGUUCACAGAUAAGAAUCCUGACUUCGCAAGUCUUAUAGGAAAAUUUCCGAAGAAAGAUGAGCAGCCAUUCAAGCCAAAAACGUACAAUAACAUCAAUCAAGGAUUGCUGGAAUUUCAGGUCAAUCUUGGAGACCCUCAUAGCCAGCACUAG
Messenger RNA from Brettanomyces bruxellensis, 1836 nucleotides. RefSeq lists its product as uncharacterized. The record is from RefSeq and is a predicted model, not a curated record. NCBI's taxonomy places the organism in Eukaryota, Fungi, Ascomycota, Pichiomycetes, Pichiales, Pichiaceae. The transcript has a single exon. Bases 1 to 1836 code for a protein of 611 amino acids.